Messenger RNA from Tympanuchus pallidicinctus (lesser prairie-chicken), 2116 nucleotides. It is a transcript of the gene AMDHD2, whose product is annotated as amidohydrolase domain containing 2. NCBI's taxonomy places the organism in Eukaryota, Metazoa, Chordata, Aves, Galliformes, Phasianidae. The coding region runs from base 222 to 1451 and encodes 409 amino acids. Gene Ontology annotation, biological process: N-acetylglucosamine catabolic process. The transcript has 11 exons. Gene Ontology annotation, molecular function: N-acetylglucosamine-6-phosphate deacetylase activity. The record is from RefSeq and is a predicted model, not a curated record.
ACCGGCGGUGCCCCGGGGUAAGCGCGGCUCCUCGCCCCGCCCCGCUCCCCGCUGCCCGCCGCCCUCCGCCGGCGGUCCCGGGCUCUGGGCCCGGCUGCGGCCUUUGGUCCGAGCGUGGGCCCGGGGCCGCUGGGAGGAGCCCGGCCCCGGCCCGGCCGCCGGCUCCGCGGUCCCGCCCUGCCCUCGCGCAGCCCCGCUGCGGGUCGACUCUCGGCCCGGCGAUGCCGUCCAACAAAUCCGUGUCGGACGCCCCCAUCGUGCAGUUCACCAACUGCCGCCUCCUGCGGGGCCGCCGCCUGCAGCGGGAGGAUCUGUGGGUGCGGGAGGGGAAGAUCCUCAACCCCGAGAAACUCUUCUUCGACGAGAAGGGUUCUGCCGACGUCCAGCUGGACUGCAAGGGCUGCAUCCUCGCCCCGGGCUUCAUCGACGUGCAGAUCAACGGAGGCUUUGGGGUGGAUUUCUCCCUGGCUACGGAUGAUUUCAGAUCAGGGAUUGACCUGGUCGGUCAGAAAAUACUCUCCCAUGGAGUGACCUCCUUCUGUCCCACCCUGGUGACAUCCCCUCCAUCCGUGUACCACCAGAUUCUUCCCCAGAUCAGUGUAAGAAAUGGUGGAGCUCACGGAGCUGGUAUCCUGGGGGCUCACCUGGAAGGACCAUUCAUCAGCAAGGAGAAAAAGGGAGCACACCCAGAGCACUGCAUCCGCACCUUCGAGGAAAAUGCCUUCCAGGACUUGCUUGCCACCUACGGGUCCCUGGACUGCAUCCGCAUUGUCACCUUGGCCCCAGAGAUAAAGAGGAGCAACGAGGUGAUCCAGGAACUCACCAAGCGAGGCAUCUGUGUCUCACUCGGUCACUCGGUGGCUAACCUCUCCCAGGCUGAGGAGGCUGUGCAGCACGGUGCUACCUUCAUCACUCACCUCUUCAAUGCCAUGCUGCCGUUCCACCAUCGUGACCCUGGGAUCGUGGGGCUGCUGACAAGUGAUAAGAUUCCUGCUGGGCGGAGGGUCUUCUACGGCAUGAUCUCUGAUGGCAUCCACACCAACCCUGCUGCCCUGCGGAUCGCCCAUCGAGCCCACCCCAAAGGCAUGGUGCUGGUGACGGACGCUAUUGCUGGCAUGGGGCUGGCACCAGGUCGGCAUACAUUGGGCCAGCAGGUGGUGGAGAUCGAUGGCCUCAACACCUACAUUGCAGGCACAAAGACCCUGAGUGGUAGUGUGGCAACCAUGGACACUUGUGUGCGACACUUUCUGGAAGCUACAGGGUGCUCAGUGGAGACUGCGCUGGAGGCAGCAUCUCUGCAUCCUGCCCAGCUCUUGGGGAUUGAAGACAGAAAGGGGACCCUGAAUUAUGAUUCUGAUGCAGAUUUCCUGAUGCUGGAUGAUAGCCUGCACGUGCAAGCCACGUACAUCGCAGGCGAGGAAGUCUGGAGACGGGAUGCCCUAGGGUUCUAAGACACUGGGCUGGCCUGUGCCUUCCAAGGCAUCCUGGCACUGUGAUUAGCAGCUUUGGUAACCACCCCACUUCUCUUUUCUUGUUUUGUUUUGUUUUUUUCCCUUCCUUCCUGCAACUCCCCUGAAGGAGCCUCAUACCAAAGAGCUGUGUUUUCCAGCGCAACCACUGCUUCCAGUUACAGCCAUGCCUGCAAUGACUCUGUUGGUGCUCAGUUGGUGGAGUGGGGAGAACAAGCAAAUCAGGAGGGAUUGUCAGUCUCUGGAGAGACCUGAAAGACUGCACAGCUGUCCUGUGUGGAGUCCGCAGGCAGGUGCUCACGUGUCCAUCUCACAGCGGUGUGAAGCUGUUUGCACUGUUUAUGCAGCACACAACCUGCCUGUGCCUAAGGCAGACUCAAGCCAUAUCCAUCCCUCUCUUUGCUGCCUUGCUCCUGGGCAGCUGUAGCUGGCAGGAUGUCAGCAGCCACCAGUUCAGCUCGCAGCUCUUCCCAUUACAAAGUUCCUGUUGUGUCGGUGGAAGCUGAGGACCACAUUCUGACCGACCGGCCCUCCCUCUUGUGUUCCCUGGAGCAAGGCUGGUGCAGCUCACUGACUUGGUGCCAUUGCGGGGCUGUGAAUCGGUGUGGGCUGAAUCCUCAGGGCAGAGAUCAAACCCAGGAAAACGA